GUGACAGACACGAAACGAGCACGGAAGCGAGCGAUCCCCAAAUCCACAGCGCCGGCGACCCUCCUCCGCCAUCGCCAUGGACGGCCGCCGUAACGGCGAGCGCGAGGAGACCCGCUGGCCGCCCGGUGGGCCGGGGGUGGAGGACCCCCGGGACUCCGCCGCCUUCCCUGCCUCCAUCCUCCUCUUCGCCCUCAUCGGCGCCACCGCCACCGCCGCCGCGUUUGGUCAGCUGCGCCAGACGGCCAGAUGGUUCUACACGCAGCUUAGUAGGUCAGAGCCCUACGUGUACUGGGAAGACAUACCACAUGGACUGCAUCGAAGUGGCAAAGCCUGGGGCCGGUAUUACCAGAGGAUGCGCGAGAAGGGUGAGGAUCAGAGGGAGAGAGUGGAACGCAUAAGGUGCAUGCAAGAUAUGUUCAAGAAGGAGAGAAGUAAAUGUCGGGAUUACCGAACUCGGGAUGGCCCUAAUCCGAGCUAUUAUCAGAAUAGCCGAAGAGAUGACUGGUACUGGGAAGCAGAAUCAUUUUAUGCUAACCAAAGGACACAUUUCAGAUCAAUGCCCAGGGAAACCAUGGGCUACACUAUGUCACAGCACUAUUCUGUCUUGGGCCUUGACAGGUCAAGAUUGGAGCCAUUCUCGGAUGCUGAGAUUAAGAAUGCAUUUAGGAGGAAAGCAAUGGAAUAUCAUCCAGACCAAAACCAACAUAAUAAAGAGGUUGCUGAGGCAAAAUUCAAAGAGGUCAUGGAUUCGUAUGAAGCAAUAAAAUUAGAAAGGCAAAAUGGAAGUUUAUAGAUACACUCGCAAUGGGGGGCUGUUGUAUAUAAGGCAUUUGACCCAAGACAAAACCUGUCUAAGCUUGGAUGCUCUUCUGCUUCUUUUUUUCACUAAUAUGUAAGCAACAAAUAGUUGUGGGUGCUGAACUGCGGAUUGAUGCCAGGAUAUCUAGCUGUCUGGCCAAUACCGCUGUCAGACCAGAUGUUGUAGGACAUGUUGUCCUUGAUAAAAAUCCUCGUGCAGAAGUUUUGCUCACAAACAGAAGACAUAAUUUUGACUUUUCACAAUGAACAAAUUUGCUGUCUUUUUUCAGCAUGCCUGAGAAUGUGAAUUGGUACUGUGAGAGUCCAUAGUUAAUAGUUAAAAAUUGACUGAGCGUUUCAUUGAGUUCAGAGGAAUGGAUAGUUCAAAUGUUGUGAGUUCCAACUCUUGGAGGUGAGAGCUCCUAAAGAAAGAAGUUCAGACCCCAGUGUGCUUAAAGGAGUAAAUUCAGAAAGCAUUUUUUUUUUAUCUCCAGGUACAUUAUAUGACCUUUGU
This is a messenger RNA of Oryza brachyantha (malo sina), 1312 nucleotides long. RefSeq lists its product as uncharacterized. The transcript has 7 exons. Bases 77 to 793 code for a protein of 238 amino acids. NCBI's taxonomy places the organism in Eukaryota, Viridiplantae, Streptophyta, Magnoliopsida, Poales, Poaceae. The record is from RefSeq and is a predicted model, not a curated record.